AUGGACAUGAUCAGUGAGUUGCCCGAUGACUUGCUGUUGCGGAUUCUUUCCUUGCUUCCGACAAAAGGUGUCGCCGCUACUAUGGUUUUGUCUAAACGAUGGCGAUCUCUUUGGACGAUGGUGCCGAGACUUGAGUAUGAUUCUUUGAGAGGCGAUACUGAACAAAUAGCGUUCACGGAGUUUGUUUACAGGUCUUUGCUAUCGAAUAAGGCUCCAGUUCUCCAAAGUCUUCGUUUUUGCAUAGAUUCGAGGUCUACUCGUGCAAAACAUUUGAGAAGAUGGGUUGAGAUUGCGGUUGAGCGCCGUGUGCGUGAGCUCGACAUUCUUUAUAAAAUAAUUGGUUAUGAGAAAAGUAUUAUUCCCUUGCCGAGUAGCCUCUACACUUGUGGAACUCUUGAGACUUUGAUACUCCGAGAAUGCGUUCUUGUGGAUGCUCUUCCUCAAUCUUGUUUCCCGUCACUCAAAACUAUACGCCUUAUAGGAGCGUGCAAUUUGGAUCCCGAGUGUUUUUACGCACUUUUAUCAAGUUGCCCUGUUCUUGAAGAUUUAGUUGUGGAAUUGUAUUUCAAAUGGGAGAAAACUUACACUAUUGCAGUGCCAAGCUUACAAAGAUUAUCUACACAUAACAUAUGCGGAAUAUAUGGCGGGUUGGUGAUAAAUGCUCCUUCUUUGAAGUAUUUGAACAUUGUAGAUCGUGACAUCAGUGGCUCUUUGGUGGUCGAGAAUAUGCCAAAGGUGGUGGAGGCAAUUGUUAGAGUUUUUGCUGCUGUACCUUCUCCGAAGCUUCUAGGAUCUCUUGCGUCAGUUCGGCGUCUUUCCUUAGAUGUAGAGUGCGUGCUACUUCCGAAGGACAUUGUCUUUCAUCAGCUUGUUCAUCUCGAGCUAUACACACGUGGCAAAGAUUGGUGUGAUGUACUUGCAUAUAUGCUCGAACGUUCUCCAAACCUGCGAGUUCUGGAGAUCAAGAAUGACUGGUGCGACGCAGGUCCAAGAGAUUGGUGGAAACAACCAAAUCAUGUCCCUCGAUGUCUAUUGUCAAGCCUUGAAACUUUUCGGUGGAAAAAUUGCAGAGGAUAUCUAGAGAAAGAAGUGGCGGAGUACAUACUAACAAAUGCAACAUGUCUGAAGAUGGCAUCUGUUCAGCAGAAGGGAUACUUUGAUUUGGAGGAGCAACAACUGAUUCUACAGGAUCGGGCUUCCAUGGCCAGGGGUUCUACUUCACUUGUUUUCGACGACUGA
This is a messenger RNA of Tarenaya hassleriana, 1239 nucleotides long. RefSeq names its product F-box/FBD/LRR-repeat protein At4g26340-like. The transcript is spliced from 3 exons. Gene Ontology annotation, molecular function: protein binding. The coding region runs from base 1 to 1239 and encodes 412 amino acids. The record is from RefSeq and is a predicted model, not a curated record. Lineage: Eukaryota; Viridiplantae; Streptophyta; Magnoliopsida; Brassicales; Cleomaceae.